AUGCAACUUACUAGUAGUGAGUCUGCAGCCACGAUAAUAUCUGAAAGGAAGGGAUCAGGUACGAGCGGCUCAAAGCCCAGUGAUGAGCAUGCAAAUGGAGCAAAUGGUGCGGAAUCGAAGACAUCAUUUGAACACCACCAAAAAGAUAUAGACGGAGGAUACGGGUGGGUCAUAGUGCUAGCAACAUUUAUCUUGACAUUUUCUACUUGGGGACUAAAUUCAGCAUUUGGUGUCUAUUUUUCAUAUUACUUGAAUUCCAAUCAUUUUAAAGGUGCAACGGCCAUUGAUUAUGCCGCAGUUGGUGGUAUAUCAUUUGGACUAGGACUCUUUUUCUCUCCAAUAAUAAAUUAUAUACAAGGAAGAAUCGGGACUCGUCCUACAAUAUUAGUUGGAAAUUGUUUCCAGUUUUGUGGGCUGAUACUUGCUAGUUUUGCAACCAAUAAAUGGCAAUUGUAUUUAACCCAGGGUGUGCUACAAUCCUUUGGAAUUGCAUUUAUUUCUCUUCCCGCGAUGACUUUGACCCCACAAUGGUUUGUGAAGAAAAGAGUUCUUGCAAAUCUGAUAACUGUCACUGGCAGUGGAGUUGGAGGAAUAGUAUUCAAUCUUGGCCUAGAAAAGAUCAUAUCAGUCAAAAAUGUUCACUGGGCUCUAAGAGCACAAGCUAUUAUUACUGUUGUCUUAGUAUUAAUCGCAGUCCUAUUAAUACGAACCAAGUCAAAGCACCAUAAAGUAGAAUUUACUCUUUAUGACGUAGAUGUGAUUAAAUGCUCAGGUUUUUGGAUGAUUUCGUUUUAUUUGAUUACUGUCAUGUUUGGUUAUGUUGUUGUCAUGUAUAGUUUGAACGAUUUUACGGUGUCAUUAGGGAAUACUCCUUCACAGGCUGCAGUAGUGGGAACAAUGCUACAACUCGGAUUUUGUAUUGGGCGACCAUUCGCCGGUUAUCUAUCUGAUUAUAUUGGACCACUCACAGUAACUGCAGGUGGAUAUUACCUAGCAACAAUCUUUACUUUAGGUAUGUGGUACCCUGCUAAAAAUUAUUCGACUACAUUGGCCCUUGGUCUAUUUGAAGGAAUAUUUAUUGGUACUAUCUUCCCUACUUGUGCACCGAUAGUAGCCAGGUUGACUGGAAUUUCCAAAAUGAACGUCUCUUUUUGUAUGCUGUGGACUUUCUGUGGGCUUGCUGCUAUAUUCUCUCAAUUAAUUGGAUCUUCACUCACUUCAGGAAAAGGAUCCACCCAAUACCAGCAUACCGCCAUAUUUUCUGGAGUUUCUUUCUUUGCAGCUGCAACUACUAUUCUUCUUUUAAGAGGAUAUGUCAUAGCAAGAGAUAAAAUCAUCAUUUCUUUAGAAGAAGAAACCAGUGAAGAAUUUGACGUCAACAGGCUGGUAUAUGUCACUGUUCCUCCAGUAGAUGUUCUCAAACAUUGCUUUUCUUGGACAAAAAAGAGGGCCUAA
This is a messenger RNA of Dujonia railenensis, 1455 nucleotides long. NCBI's taxonomy places the organism in Eukaryota, Fungi, Ascomycota, Pichiomycetes, Serinales, Debaryomycetaceae. The record is from the annotation of a GenBank genome assembly.